UUGGCGUGUGCACUAAGGCGUGGCGGUUGCGGCUCUACGUCACAGCCUUAUGUUUACCGAUAUUGAGUAGACGACUUGGGUUAUAAGAGUUUGUGUAGCAGUCGUUUUAUCCCCCUUUUGUGUAUCUAAGUGCAAUUACAGCGAAGUGAGCAUGGCUGCUACGUUUGCAAGAUUAUUACUCGGCCGAACCAGCGUGCUAACUGCAGUAAUGCCUAAAAUCUUAACCAUUCGAAGCCUCGGCGAUUUUUCAGGACUCGGAAAACUCAACCACGUCGCAAUUGCGGUGCCCGACUUAGAAAAGGCUACAAGUUUGUAUAGAGACGUACUUCAAGCUCCUGUUAGCGACGUGGACCUUCUACCAGAACAUGGAGUUAAAGUUGUAUUUGUGAACUUACCAAACACUAAAAUAGAAUUGUUGCACCCACUGGGUGAGAAUAGCCCAAUAUCUGCGUUUCUGGAGAAAAAUAAAUCUGGUGGGAUUCACCAUAUAUGUAUUGAAGUUGAAAAUAUAAAAGAUGCAAUGGGUACAUUGAUGGCAAAGAACAUUAGACUGCUUAGUGAAGAGCCCAAAAUAGGCGCACAUGGAAAACCAGUUGUAUUUUGCCAUCCCAAGGAUUGUGGGGGAGUUUUAUUAGAACUUGAAGAAUUAUGAUUAACUUCUGUUUCUACCAGGCAAAAUAUAUUACUAAUCUUAUGCCAUGAAAGUGGGAUAGAAUUUAAUAAAAACAACUCUAGUCUGGGGGUGUGUUACUUAAGAAUGAUUGCUAGCAUGUUCUGUUAAGUUUUAUCAUGCAAACAUUAUCACUGUUAUAUGUAUUGUGUCUGUAUUCUCUUGUAUGAGGCUGAGGUCCUACAUUGAGGGCUGAGGCAUGUCAUUGGAUUUAGGCAUAAGUCGAAUAAUUGUGAUUUGUGUCUGUAUUGCAUCAUGUGAUAUCAGAUCUAAUAGUUUGCAAUCGUUUUUUCCUUUUUAUUUACCGUAUAG
Ciona intestinalis (vase tunicate) is the source of this 982-nucleotide messenger RNA. Its product is annotated as ethylmalonyl-CoA/methylmalonyl-CoA epimerase-like. Lineage: Eukaryota; Metazoa; Chordata; Ascidiacea; Phlebobranchia; Cionidae. Gene Ontology annotation, biological process: L-methylmalonyl-CoA metabolic process. Gene Ontology annotation, molecular function: methylmalonyl-CoA epimerase activity. The record is from RefSeq and is a predicted model, not a curated record. Gene Ontology annotation, cellular component: mitochondrion.